CGUGCUGCUAUUAGUGGCAGGAGUUGGCUGAUAAAUUGUAGUUGGGGUUUAAGCUAGGGUUUUAAAGUAAAGUUGUCUCUUUUCUUCUCCAUUGUCGCAGUGGCUUGUAUAGCUCUGUAUAACGUGAAUUCAAGAUUGUUUUCAAAAUCACAUCUUUGGGAGAUUUCUUGAAAACCCUAAAACUGAUAGUUCCCAAUCUGCAAGAUUCUGAGCAAACUUGGAUAAAUAUUAGAGUAUGGGUCGUUUCAAGAAUAAGAACAGGAAGCCAUUUGUCAAGCAAAUUGUGAAGAAGCAGCCAACAGUCGACCAUGUUACCGGAGACAAGAUCCCAAAGAGUUUCGUGUUUUCAAGGGGGAAGAUUCCUGGGCCUCUCAGACAGUUGCAAAUGGACUUGAGGAAAUUGAUGCUUCCUUAUACUGCUCUCAAGCUCAAGGAAACGAAACGAAAUAAUCUCAAAGAUUUCGUGAAGAUUGCGAGUGAUAUGAUGGUCACACAUUUCCUCAUAUUGUCAAAAACUAACUCUGCAGCAUACUUGAAGGUUGCCCAAAUGAAGCAUGGUCCAACUUUAACGUUCAAAAUACAUGAAUAUUCAUUGGCUGCUGACAUUGCUCAAUCUCAACUCCGUCCAAGAUGCCCUCCGGAUCUUUUCAAAACGCCACCGUUGAUUGUGCUAUCUGGUUUUGGGACAGGGGAACAACAUCUAAAAAUGGUUACACUUAUAUUCCAGAGGAUCUUUCCUGCCAUUGACAUAAAUACAGUGAAACUGUCUUCAUGCCAAAGGAUUGUAUUACUUAAUUACGACAAAGAAACAAAGCUUAUUGAUUUUCGGCAUUAUUCGAUCAGAUUACAGCCAGUGGGAGUGUCUCGCAGGAUCAGGAAAUUUGUGCAAAACCAUCAAGUGCCUGAUCUAAGAAGUCUUCAAGAUGUUAGUGACUUCGUGACUAAGGCUGGUUAUGGAUCUGAGAGUGAAGCGGAUGAUGAGGCAGCAACUGUAAAUCUGUCAUCUGAUAUUGGAAGAGUUAAUCGAGCUUCUACAAAAAGUGCUGUCAAACUUCAAGAGAUUGGACCAAGAAUGACUCUUCAGCUCGUCAAGAUUGAACAGGGAUUGUGUACUGGUGAAGUCCUUUUCAAUGAAUACGGAAAUGUUGCAAAAAAAUCGGAAAAUGAAGAAGAGGAUGAACAAGAAAGUGAUGAGGAGAUGGAUGAGCAGGAAGAUGAAGAUGAGGAAGAGCAAGAAAUUGAAGAAGAGUUGGAAGAUGAUUAGAUCUUUAAUUUUGUUUAUUCUGUUCUUGUUUUUGUAUUGCCAAUAUAGUGAGAUGCUGGAAGAGGAAAGAAUUACAUUGUUGAAUUUGCUCUUAUGAGCCUACUUAUAGUAACUAUCCCUUUUCCUCAA
Messenger RNA from Lycium barbarum (goji berry), 1393 nucleotides. Its product is annotated as peter Pan-like protein. The record is from RefSeq and is a predicted model, not a curated record. Lineage: Eukaryota; Viridiplantae; Streptophyta; Magnoliopsida; Solanales; Solanaceae. The transcript is spliced from 7 exons. Bases 236 to 1264 code for a protein of 342 amino acids. Gene Ontology annotation, cellular component: preribosome, large subunit precursor. Gene Ontology annotation, molecular function: rRNA binding. Gene Ontology annotation, biological process: ribosomal large subunit assembly; rRNA processing.